Trichomonas vaginalis G3 is the source of this 873-nucleotide messenger RNA. RefSeq names its product acetylation-dependent protein binding. The transcript has a single exon. Gene Ontology annotation, molecular function: protein binding. NCBI's taxonomy places the organism in Eukaryota, Parabasalia, Trichomonadida, Trichomonadidae. The record is from RefSeq and is a predicted model, not a curated record. The coding region runs from base 1 to 873 and encodes 290 amino acids.
AUGUUAACUGAUUAUCAGAAACAGCAUCUUCUUGAAGGACUAGACAAAGUCGCUGAGUAUCAUAUCUCAGCAAUGUUCGCCAUUCCAGUUGAUCCUGAGAGAGAUGGAUGCCCGAAUUAUCUCGAAAUUAUUAAAACUCCAAUGGAUCUUGGCACAGUCCGCAAAAAAUUGCUCAAUAACGAGUAUAAUACAGUCCAAGACUGUAAAAAUGACGUUGCCCUUAUAUGGGAAAACACUAUCAAAUUUAACGGUCAAAACACAAUCAUUUUUUUUUUAGCGAAACAGCUCGAAAAAGUUUUCAAAGAAAAUACCGAUUGGCUUUCCGGCGAUGAUUAUACAGAUUGGCAUAAAAAAUGCACAGAAAUUAAAGCAAGAAACGCAGCAACUAAAGUUAACUUCGAAAAGAAAGCAGUUGCAGCUAAACCAUCACGCCAGCACUCAACACCUGCCGAAGCGCCAGCUCCUGCUCCUGCUGCUCCACCUGCACAUCCUCCAAAACCAAGAGGAAGACCGGCAAAGAGAAAAGUUGAGCCUGAACAGCCUCCUGUUGUUGCCGAAGUUGUUACUGUUAUAGAAGAAGUUAAGGAGGAACCAGCCCCACCUCCACCACCGCCUCCUCCAGCUCAAGAAUCAAAUGUUGAUACAUUGAAUCAGGAUGAGAAAGACAAACUAGCUUCGGACAUUAAAGAAAUUACAAAUAGAGAAGAUGCUGAUGGUAUUCAGCGCCUCAUUGACUAUAUAAGUAUUCAAGAACCUGAAUUAGUUCAAGAUGGCGUUGUUGAUACCGAUUUGAACUCUAUGAAGCCAGAAACACAUCUUGGACUCAGAAAACUUGUUGAUGAGAUCCUCAAAUCAUAUGCAGCCUCUGUUUGA